Molecule: messenger RNA, 522 nt
Organism: Soboliphyme baturini
Lineage: Eukaryota; Metazoa; Nematoda; Enoplea; Dioctophymatida; Soboliphymatidae
Source: the annotation of a GenBank genome assembly
AUGCAGUGUCUUACGCAGACCUUACUACUAAACCGCCAAAGCCGCUGCCAUCACUACGAAGCCCAGCGACGCGAAGCGUCACGUCCGCUUGCGCAUGGUACGGGCUUGUAUGAUGGCGCAUGCCGCAGGCCGCCGAGGAGAAGGCACAACGCGCAGCCGGUGUCGAUCGAUUACCGUCAUGAAAUUGAUGACCGGCAUAUGGUGCAGAUAGGCCAGCUUCUUCUUGAUCUCUUGUAUUCGAUUUUUCAUCUGUGCUGUCUGUCCCGCUUCAACUGCGGGCGGCCGGUUCUACGACUGCAACCACUGGCGAAACAGGCCGAAUUGGAGAAUUCUUCUUUCACCGCCUGCUGCGAAAGCAGCUUCAUUUCGGUCAACGGCAACGAACGUGCUUCAUAUGAACUGUACAGAAGUUGUAAAUCGGCCAGUCGGCGAUCCGUAUUGGCCCGAUCCCAUGUAACCAUCCGUUACCGUUGCCCCACUUGCGUACACGUGAUAGUCAGUGAUGCGAUGCAAGGCGAAUAA